AGAGAGAGCUUUGGUCUGUACGCCCUCUUCAGCAAAAACAAACCCCAGUCAGACAGCUUACUCAUCAACCACGGCCAUGACUUUUUCAAGCAAAAACAGCUGCAGCUGGGGGACAAGAUGGACCUGUCUUCUUACCUGCUGAAGCCGGUGCAGCGGAUCAGCAAGUACAGCCUACUGCUGCAGGACAUGGUGAGGGAGUGCGGGCCCCACAGGAGCCGUGAGGAGGCCGAGGUCCAGCACGCCCUGGAGGUCAUCCAGUUCCAGCUACGGCAUGGCAACAACCUGCUGGCCAUGGACGACAUCCAGGACUGUGAUGUGAGUGAGGAUUGGGGAAGAGGGGAUUGGAGGGAGAGGUAGAAAAGGAGGACUGAAGAGUAACAAUGUAAAUAAUGGCACUGGAGGAGAUGGCUGCCGUUUUACAGGCCCCGAACCAAUUGUGCUAUUUUGUGU
Molecule: messenger RNA, 450 nt
Organism: Salvelinus sp. IW2-2015
Lineage: Eukaryota; Metazoa; Chordata; Actinopteri; Salmoniformes; Salmonidae
Product: puratrophin-1
Molecular function (GO): guanyl-nucleotide exchange factor activity
Source: RefSeq, a predicted model, not a curated record